Oncorhynchus nerka (sockeye salmon) is the source of this 2489-nucleotide messenger RNA. It is a transcript of the gene mvk, whose product is annotated as mevalonate kinase. Gene Ontology annotation, biological process: isopentenyl diphosphate biosynthetic process, mevalonate pathway; cholesterol biosynthetic process; isoprenoid biosynthetic process. Gene Ontology annotation, cellular component: cytosol; cytoplasm. The coding region runs from base 311 to 1585 and encodes 424 amino acids. NCBI's taxonomy places the organism in Eukaryota, Metazoa, Chordata, Actinopteri, Salmoniformes, Salmonidae. The transcript is spliced from 11 exons. The record is from RefSeq and is a predicted model, not a curated record. Gene Ontology annotation, molecular function: ATP binding; mevalonate kinase activity.
GAAGCAGAGCUAUGGCCCGCUGGCUGCGUUGUGUUGACAGUUCACUGUCGCAUGAUGUUUCCACUAUUAUUACGGUAGCAAGCUAUUUAAGUGGCAACAGCUUCAUACUGAAGUUUUAUCCCUUUUAAAAAUACAUCGGGAUUGUGUAUAGACGACCCCUCAUCAUUCGGAGUGGUUGACUUAUCACUAAUAAUUGCCAGAUAACGUUUUCCUGGCGAAUUGUCUGGAGGCUAGCCAGCUAGUUACCUUGCUAACAACUAAUAAUUUUACUUAGCAAAUUCGCUGUACCAAAACGUAGCCCGCUAUCAGAAUGCAUAUCAAGGAAUGUAUCAUGUCUGCACCUGGGAAAGCUAUCCUCCACGGAGAACACGCUGUCGUGCAUGGCAAUGUGGCUCUGGCUGUGAGUUUGAACCUGCGCACAUACCUACGGUUGCAAGCCACAUCCACCAGUAAAGUCUGCAUCAAUCUCCCCAACAUCAACACUUUCCUCAGCUGGGAUGUGACCAAGUUGAAGCAGCUGCUUCCUGACUCUGGAGCCGAACUGGGGAAUGUGAAUGAGCUUGAUGCAGAGCUUGUCAGGAGGCUGCGAGACUUGGUUGGUGUAUCAAAUGGAACCUUGGAUACUCGCAGCAUGGCCAUCUUAGCCUUCCUCUACAUCUACCUCUCUGUCUUUGCUGGGUCAGGGGAGUUACCCAGCCUGACUGUGUCUGUGUGGUCAGAGUUGCCAACUGGAGCGGGUCUGGGGUCAAGUGCUGCCUACUCUGUGUGCCUGGCUGCCGCUCUGCUCUCUGCAAGUGGGACCAUCCCUUCUCUACUCAGUGACCAGGAAAGCACAGCCAGGUGGGGUGAGGUGGAGAUGGAGCUGAUCAACAGGUGGGCGUUUCAGGGGGAGAGGAUCAUCCAUGGGAACCCGUCGGGGGUGGACAACGCCGUGGGGACAUGGGGUGGCAUAUUGAGAUACCAUUCUGGGAAAAUAACACCCCUAAACAGGGUCCCAAUGUUAAGGAUCCUACUCACAAACACCAAGGUCCCUCGCAGCACCAAGGUACUUGUUGCUGGAGUGAAGGACAAAAUGAACAAGUUUCCCUCUAUUAUAAACCCUGUACUGGAAUCUGUGAAUGCAGUCUCCUGCACCUGCGAGCAGACCUUAUCAGAGAUGACCAACGACACCCCCACACCAGAGCACUACAAUAUCCUGGAGGAACUCAUUGACAUCAACCAGCACCACCUGAACGUGAUGGGUGUAGGACACCCGGCCCUGGACACCCUGUGCCGCGUCACCUUGGCCAGAGGGCUACACAGCAAGCUGACUGGUGCCGGCGGAGGGGGCUGUGGUAUCACCCUGCUUAGACCAGACAAGAUAGAACUGCCAAAGGGGACGGUGUUGCAAUCUACUGCAAAGAUAGCCUGCAGAGUUCUGUCCUACUAUCCAGAAACGGAGUGCUCGGUGAUCCAGAACACUAUCCAGGACUUGAGAGACUGUGGCUAUGACUGCUGGGAGACCAGUGUAGGUGCAGAAGGCGUGCAGCAGCACUCUCCCCUCGCCGUCAAAAAGGAGGCCCUGGAGGUUUUAGCACGCUACUGAGACCCACUGGCCAUGGGUCUGCCCUUCCUAUGGGUGAACAGGUGACGCUUUGCUCCAUUACUUUGGCCUACCAAGUCUUCUAUUGUUAAGGCCUGACAACUUCCAACAGAAGAGUUGGCUACAGCACAAUACAGCAUGGGACAUGCAUAAAUGCUAAUAGCGCUUCUCUAACGACCAACCGUCAAGUCAGCCUCUUUGUUUCAGGGGAGGACAGUUGCUAAUCACCCACUCUUCAUAUAUUUUUCUGCCAUUUCACGAGGUCAUGGAACUAAGAUUGUAGGGGCACUAGGCAGGUGAUCACACCUCCCUUUUAAAAUAAGUGGUGUUCUUUGUUUUCAUUAUUUGGUAUGCACUGUAGCCUUCCCUAUCCCCUGGCUUGAAAUGAUUGUUUACUAAUGUGUAUUUAAACUGUUUUUGGUUUAGCAGGAGCUUACCAUGAAACUUCAAAAGAAGAUGUUGCAAAAAAGCAAGAUAAACCCAGUGCGUAGCAGUGUGUCUAGGUGCUAGUAUUUAAAAACAAGUCAAAAAUGUAUUGAAAGAUGACAGGCCACCGACCUUGACUCCAGUGUAUAUUUGCUUUUCUUUUUAAUAUUAGCAUUGCAUCAAACUCAGUUGGUCACCUGAUUUCUUUUUCUUUUUUUCAGUUUGCAGUUGUUUACACUUGUUUUUGAAUAUCAAUACCUUGGUUGACUUGUUCUUCGUUUCAAAUGAGGGUGCUGUGAGCCAUUUGUCGUAUAGAUGGCAGCAAAAUGUAAGAAUGAACUAACCUCUUAACUGACAUGAGCAAAUCGUAGCGAAGAGAUUGUCAUUCAGUUUUUGCUUCAGGUGUUAAUACAAUGCCAAAGCAGAUGCAUUCCUAGGUAUACAAACCUUUUUAAAACUGAAAAUAAAAAUGUGCAUAAUU